Molecule: messenger RNA, 1452 nt
Organism: Lactuca virosa
Lineage: Eukaryota; Viridiplantae; Streptophyta; Magnoliopsida; Asterales; Asteraceae
Source: the annotation of a GenBank genome assembly
AUGAAAUGUUCCUGGUCUAAGGCCGUGUUUAGGAAAUCAAAGAGGCUAACCAUGAGUGAAUACAGAGGUCACAAGCAACAUGAAAUUGAAGAUAUAGGUGAUAUAAUAGUCGAUCUGGAUCAUAUCAGCAAUCUACCAGAUUAUAUUCUUCAUCAAAUUCUGUCUUUUAUGCCCACAAAAGAAGCUGUAAAGACGUCCAUACUAUCUACAAGAUGGAAGAACCUCUGGGUUUCUGUUCCCAACAUUGAUUUUGAUGAUGAAUUGUUGAUGGCUAAAUUGGCUGAUGGAUGGCCUCGGCCUGAUGUGACUUCCUUUGUGAACUUUGUAGAAAGAGUCUUACGAUUACAUGAUGCAUCAAAUAUGGAGAAGUUUCGUCUAUCAUGUUGUGUUUAUCGUAAUGCAUUUCAAAUAAGCUCAUGGAUUUCGGAUGCAAUCAUUCACAAUGUUCAGGAGCUUGAUAUGUCUCUCUUUGCAAAGGAUCCAUCUGUGAUUCCUCAGUCUAUGUUUCAUAACACAUCAUUGGUUAGCCUGAAAAUAAGAAUGAACUGUGCUAUUCAACUCCCAUCCCACGUUUCUUUUCUAUGCCUGAAAACCUUGCACCUGUCCUUCGUUCGAUUCAUGCAUGAUGAUUUUACAGAAAAGCUUUUCUCAGGCUGCCCAGCUCUAGAAGAAUUGGCUUUAUCAGAUUGCAGGUGGAUUAACUUGAAGAACAUUGCAAUUUCUAGUUCCACAUUAAAGAGCUUGAGCAUACGUGAUCUGACACACUUUGUGGUAUUCGAUGAUCCUACUAGUGGCUGUAAGAUCAAGAUCGAUGCAGCAAAUCUUACAUAUUUUGAAUAUUUCGGAAACCUAUUAAACGGGAUUAUCAUCAAUGAUACAUUGUCUCUGGACAAAGCAUUCAUUAAGUUUCCUUGUCCCGGAGAGGGGGUAAACGAAGUCGCAUGUCGAGCUAUUGAUCUAUUUCAACAACUAAAAUAUGUAGUGUCUUUGACGUUAUCUAAUCAAACUAUGGAGACUCUUUUAUUUGCAGCUUGUAUCAGUUUUCCGGUGUUCACAAAUUUGACCCAUAUAAUACUAACUACGGAAAUCGGGAUGAAUCAUACAUUUAGAGUAUUGAUGCAUUUGCUUUCCUUCUGUCCAGUUCUACAAUCUAUUUGUUUCUCAGAGGGAUUCAUGUGCGACAUGCACCUUGGUGAGAACAAUUCAACUUGGUCAUCGAUACCUAUAUGCAUAACCAACUGCCUCAAGACAGUGACCUUGAAGAAUUUUCAUGGUUAUAAUUCAGAAAUAUGUUUUCUCAAACGUAUUUUGAAGACUGCAUGUGCUUUGGAGAUGAUGGAUAUUUGGUGGUCCAAGACUUGUCUACGUGAUCUGAAGAGGAAAAUAGAGGUCAGGAAGGAAUUGGAGAAAAUUGAAAGGAAGGCUGCAGCUUGUGUCAUCAAGUUCUCAUGA